CACUGGCCACCUUAUCUUUCCAUCUAUACACGGAAACCCCUGGAUAAUUUAUAAGCCUCUCCCCCUUGCUCUGUGUGUGUGUGUGGGAGAAAGAGAGAGGGGAGAUUUGCUGAGCUCACCACCACCACCAUGCUGUGUCCUGCUGCUGUCAGUGCAGCAGCUGCUGCGGCUGUGUGGCUGCUGGCAGUGCUAGGCCCAGUCCUGUCUCUUCCAGCUGAGCACAACUCAGAGGGAGACUUCAGCCUCUGCAGCCACUGCUUCUACAGACAGACGCCUCCUCAGGGAUCCUCCGCAGGGCAGCCACUUCACCCACUCUGCCACAGACUGCCCAGGGGACAGACGUUUGCCACUCUGUCCAAACCGACCUGUGACACAGCUGUCUACUCUGCCUUCCAUCUCAGCCUCAGAGGGGCAGAGAGAGAAGGAGAGGAGGGGGAAGAGCCUGUGGUACCAGCCCUUCUCAGAGUAGAUGCAGACACCCCGCUUCAGCACUGGGACUCAACAAUCACAACACUGGUCCGGUCAAGCUUCGCUCCAAAGUGCAGCGCUGUAAAGGGAGAUCUCUACAUCCUGACUGGGGCGGGGGGUCUCGGGGCCACUGAAGAUGGAGACGAGGAGUGUCAGACACAGCCGCUGUGGUCUGCAGUGUGCUGUGUCAACCCAGAGGGGGAAGGUAGCUUCAGUGUGGGUUUAAUCAAAGAGACAGAGGAAGGAGAGAGGCAAGUGAGCGUAAAGGAGCUGGAGGAGAUCCUAGGAGUGUCAGAGCUGUUCUCAGAGGGCUGUGGAGGAGCAGCUGAGGAGACUACUACUGGAUUCAUAGCAGGCCUUUACCAUUGGGCAGUCCCUGGAAAUGUUGAAGAAGUGGAUGCUAAGCUUACUGAUGAAAACACAGGCGCUGAAGUUGUUGAGUCAAACACUGCUGGUCAAACCUCUGAGGGAGAGGAGGCUGCUUCAGAUACGCUCAACCAUGACUCAAACGAGGAUACUGAGGAAAGCAGCGAGGCACAGACAGCUGAAGAAGAGGAGGUUGCUUCAGAUACAGCGGGCCAAGACUCAAAUGAAGAUGUCCAGGAUAUCAGAGAGGCUGAGACUGCUCAGGAAGAGGAGGCUGGUUCAGAUACAUCGAGCCAAGUCUCAAAUGAAGAUGUCGAGGAUAUCUUAGAGGCAGAGACUGCUCAGAAAGAGGAGGCUGGUUCAGAUACUACUAGUGGAUUCAUAGCAGGCCUUUACAGUUGGGCAGUUGCUGGAAAUGUUGAAGAAGUGGAUGCUGAGCUUACUGAUGAAAACACAGGCGCUGAAGAUGUUGAGUCAAACACUGUUGGUCAAACCUCUGAGGGAGAGGAGGUUGCUUCAGAUACGCUCAACCAUGACUCAAACAAGGAUACUGAGGAAAGCAGCGAGACACAGACAGCUCAGGAAGAGGAGGUUGGUUCAGAUACUACUAGUGGAUUCAUAGCAGGCCUUUACCAUUGGGCAUUUGGUGGAAAUGUAGAAGAAGUGGAUGCUAAGCUUACUGAUGAAAACACAGGAGCUGAAGAUGUUGAGUCAACCACUGCUGGUCAAACCUCUGAGGAAGAGGAGGUUGCUUCAGAUACGCUCAACCAUGACUCAAACAAGGAUACUGAGGAAAGCAGAGAGGCACAGACAGCUCGAGAAGAGGAGGUUGCUUCAGAUAAAGCGGGCCAAGUCUCAAAUGAAGAUGUCCAGGAUAUCAUAGAGACUGAGACUGCUCAGGGAGAGGAGGUUGGUUCAGAGACUACUACUGGAUUCAUAGCAGGCCUUUACAGUUGGGCAUUUGCUGGAAAUGUUGAAGAAGUGGAUGCUGAGCUUACUGAUGAAAACACAGGCGCUGAAGAUGUUGAGUCAAACUCUGCUGGUCAAACCUCUGAGGGAGAGGAGGUUGCUUCAGAUACAGUGGGCCAAGUCUCAAAUGAAGAUGUCCAGGAUAUCAGAUGGGCAGAGACUGCUCAGGAAGAGGAGGCUGGUUCAGAUACAUCGAGCCAAGCCUCAAAUGAAGAUGUUGAGGAAACCAGAGAGGCACUUGUGGUUCCUGUUGAUGAUCAGCAAGAGGAAGCUGAUGCUGACGAUGUCACCCAGGAAACUUCACCCGGUGCUGAAACAUAUGACAGUAGCAACGAUGAGCAGCAAGAUGUUGCACGCUCAAGAUGCGUCAGAUCUGAGUGGACUGAGUCCUCACCUGUUGAUGAAACAGCUGAUGAACAACAGAGAGACACAAGCUCACCUGGUGCUGAAACUUCUGAGAGUAGUGACGGUAAGAAGCGAGACGUCACACGCUCAAGUAGCAGAAGAUCAGAGUCGACUGAGUCCUCAGCUGUUGAUGAAACAGUGGAUGAACAACAGACAGACACCAACUCAAGCAGCACCCUGGUCUACCUCCUUUCCACCACCUUAUACAUCAUGAAAGCUCCUCUGAAACCUGUGUUCUCAACCAUCACACAGUUUCCUGGACAGGUGAUGUACGUUCUUCAGGAGGACCUUGGAGUUCUGUCUGCCCUUCCUGGUGAUAUCCUCUCUGUGUUCCAACUCUUGACCUCUGACAUCUUGUCCUGGUUUCGCUCGGCUGGAGAUAUGGUACUUGGCAUUGGGGAAACCAGCUUCUCUAACGGAUACUUCUGCACCUCCUCCAUAUUUGGGGCUCUGUACGACAGCUGCCACACUGGGGUCACUGGAAUGGGGACUCUGGCUGGAGAUACAGUGGGGGUAUUUGGUGGUGCGAUGGAUAAAACGUGGUGGGUGACAAAGUUUUUUGGAGGGCGGCUGUGGAAGCAGAGUGAGGGGUAUGUCGGCACAGUGGUGUCAGAGAUGGGGGGUCAGGCCAAGGCUGUAGGUGGAGGGGUUGGGAGGCUGGCGUGGAGAAGUGGAAAUGGGGUGGGUAAUGUGUUUAGUACGGGCUGGGGAUUCAUAAGGGGGGUCGUGGGUACGAUCAGUGGUGCAUUUCGAGGAGCUUUUGGAGAGGAGUCCUGGUAGGAAGUGGGGGACAGUUCAAACGUCUUGAUACCAUUAUAAAGCUUGGAUGGUAUUAUUCUUCAACACAUGAAAAAGUGUAGAAUAAAGGCACAUUUUUUUCAGCCUGAUGUCAUGUGAUAUGCCUUAUUUGUUAUAGAAGGAUUCAGCAAAAAAACAUAUUUCUUAAACUGUAGGUCUUCAUUCACUGUUGCUGGCUUUCCAAUAAUCCCCCGUAUUUAAAAGCUGGGAUUAGUGACCCAACUGUGAUUUUACAAACACUGUGCACAAGGCUUUUGGAUGUAUAUUUCAGUAUGAUUCUUGUAUAACAAAUGUUUGCUUACAUGUUCGUUUUAAUUAAAGAGAUGUUUGGCUUAUUA
This is a messenger RNA of Notolabrus celidotus (New Zealand spotty), 3344 nucleotides long. RefSeq names its product dentin sialophosphoprotein. The record is from RefSeq and is a predicted model, not a curated record. The transcript is spliced from 3 exons. Lineage: Eukaryota; Metazoa; Chordata; Actinopteri; Labriformes; Labridae. The coding region runs from base 130 to 2988 and encodes 952 amino acids.